CCGGGCCAUCGACUGCCCCUACUGGGCUGGGGCGCCCGGGGGGCCCUGCCGGCGGCCCUACUGCCACUUCCGGCACCGCGGGGCCCGGGGCCCCGGCGCGCUGGUCGGCGGUGGAGCGGCGCCCCCCGCGGCAGGUAAUGCCCGACCUGGGCUUGGCUCCCCGACCCGGGGCUAGACUCCACGGCUGGGACUUUCCCGGCUCCUCCGUUCUCGGCCCAGACCCCUCCCCGGACGCUGGUGGGCGUCGUCUCGCCAGCCGGGACCGGGACCACCCACCCCGGGGCCCGGUGCAAGUCGCGGGGUCUGUGCGAGCCUCCGUUUCCACGAGCGUACGGUGUAACCGUGAGGGGGCAUGCCGUCCUAGAGCUGUCGCGAGGGUGCAGUGAGCUAGCGCAGGCCGAACGCUGAGCACGGGGCUCGGGAAACGAGCGCGGCUGACACUGGUCCGCAGGCCCAGGACUCCCCCUGCCUUUACUCGCACCCGAGUUUCUCGCUGGGGUGACCAUCCCCGCCGCGCCCCCAACCCCAGGUGCUGUGGCAGCUCUUGUUUGCUGCUGCGUUGCGUUCCCCCUCCGCGCCUCCAGUAGUGGGGUCGGGAGGGUCUUAGGAGCACCUACUGUGUGUCGAGCCCUGUGUCAGACGCAGCUGGACAGGGAGUAAGCCAAACCCGAGGGCCUGGGACGGGAGGGCGGAUAGGCUCCCAGGAAAUUACCUUCUUUUGGUUGGGCAGAGAAUGUUAGCGGGCUGCACGUCGUAUCCUCGCGGUGAUUGUCAUUGUCAUGGCAGAGUUUGGUGAAAGCUGGGAGCGCUUCUUGCAGGAGGUGUGGGAUUUCAGCGGAGACUUUAAGAACGGGGAGGGGUGGGGGGAAGGAGGACAUCACAGGGAGAGGCUUGGAGGGAGGAUUAAGUGGUGUCAUUCCUUCUGAGGGAAACUCAGGCUCCCGCUGGUGAUCUCUGUCCUUCAGGACUGGCUGUCCCUUUCCAUCAGACCCAGACUCCCUCAUUCAGCCUCAAUUUCAAAUACCCUCUCUGUCUUUCCCCAGGAAAAAUGUUUUUUAUUUCAGAACCGUCUUCGAAAGAGGAGUGCGCCGGCUGGGAUUAAAUAACAGGCCUGUUUUCCCAUUUUGCCAAGGAAAGAAUCGUAGGGUUUUUUAAAUUUCUCGCACGAAUUUGUUUAGCCCCCCGCACCUGCAGCUGACGGUUUGCAGACAGCCAGAUGCGAGCGUUCAUUGUCUGGCUCCCCACCUGUUCUGGGCACGGGGCAUUCAGAGCCGCGAGCCACGGGCGCGGCCGUCAGGAACCUGCUGUUGAGAACACCAAACAGAGGUGCCCCCUGGUACCUCAGCAUCGGGUCAUUAUCACUCCCGUCUCUCGUGGGGGCCAGGAAGGUGGCGGACAGCACGUUGGAGGCAUCUGGGAGUCAGCGCCCAGCUCACGUGUGGAGACGCGGUUUCUUGACUCCGUUUGUUUGCCUCUUGGUGUCCUACGCAUUGCUUUGCAAAGAGCCCCUGGGUUUUGGGUUUCUCUGGGUGAGUCCAGAGAGGGCCGGCCCACUCCCUUUUGCCCCUGACGUUCUGACUUGGCCCCAAGUCUGCAUGUUGCCUUCCAGCCUUCCGUUCUGGGGUGUUGAUUUCUGUCCUCGUGUGUCCCUCCCGUGGUAAGUCACUUUUCAGAUUUCUUUCUACGUCAGGAAUGGCCAGUUAGUUUCCUAAAGGAUCAUUUCUAGGAGCCUGUUUGGUGAGGAAGUCCUGUGGCCCCACUUGCUGUAGGGGAAAAAUGCAGCUGUCUACCCCUUUCCAUGGUGGGUCUGCAUUUUCUUUUUGCAGGGAAGGGAGGGAGGAGAGAGGGGAGGGAGGGGAGGGAAGGCCUGCUUUCUGGUAGCGCCGCCUCUCCUGCAGAGGGGCAGGGCCAAAUCCCAGCUCAGCCUCUUCCUUGCCGUGCAGCCUCUCUGACCCUCUGUUUCCUUCUCCGUGGCAUGCUUCUGGGGUCGCUGCCCUGUGAGGACGCCAGGGGAGAGUGUGUGCCUAGUCCUUUCCCUCCCUUCCAGCUUCCCCCUGCUCCAGAUUUUGACAAGCUCAGUUUCCUAUGGGUCGGAAGAGGCCGCAGCGGUCCAGAUGUGCACAGGGAGGCGCUCUUGCCAGGGUGGGCUGGGCCAGCUUUGCUUGGACUCAUUUUUAAGCAACAGCGUUGCUAAGGUGCUUGGUGGACGCAGCCUGCAGGUGGGGCGUUGGGGUCCCCGUGAGGCCCAGCACCUCCAGUCUUGGGCCGCUGGGCGCCUGAGCCUUUUGGCAGAGUCUGAGGCCCGUGAGGGGCCGGGGCAGGGAUCCUGUUCCUUCCAGACCUUCAGCUCCAGCCCCGUGCCUCCCAGUGUGGGAUUCAGGAUCCCCGCCUCCGAACUUCGGUGUGAUAUUGCCCAGUUUCGGCAGCACGCGCUUGGGCAGGCUCUCUAUGACUCUGAAUGGUAGGGAUGAUUGUCCCCAUUGUACAGAUGAGGAAACUGAGGCCCAGAGAUGGGAAGCCACUCUCCUGUGUGCACGUGGCCGGUAAGUGGGGUUAUGGGAUUGAGUUUGGGCAGUCAGGCCCUCGCCCCACCACCACCUUCCUCCAGUUUCUGCUGCCCAGCACCUGCGUGUCUCGCACACGCCUGGGCACCCACUGUGUGUCAGGCUCAGCGCUCUGCGCUCUGCCCUGGGGCCGGCAGGUCACAGCGAGUCUUGGGAGACACAGAAUUGUGACAUCUGAACACGAAACCUGAGGACAGGCUGGAAGGCAGGAGCGGUCACGGCCGUGGCAGGGGUGGCGGCUCUCGGGGCAGCCCUGCCCCUGGGCUUCAGAUUUAGGCCCUUGAAGGCCCUGCGUGGUCUGGAGCCCCGAGAGCGAGCACCGCUUCUGUAGGGCAGCUCUGAGCCCACAGAGUCCUGCAGAGGAGGGGGCUAGAGCCAGAGAAAUAGGGCCUCCCAGCAGAGGGUGGGUUCUGUUUCCUCCGCGAGCGGACUCGGGACAGGAAGGGCACGGCCUCAACGAACAGGCAGCCCCCGAGGCGUGGCCACGCUGCCCCUCUGCUGCUUCCUCUGUGGGCGGGGUGCCGGUGGGUUUCAGGGGGCGACUCCCCCACCACGGAAGUGUGCUUUCCUGCGUCCGGCCCGUCAGCGCUGUGAGCGUUUCUGCGCCCUGAGGCCGCGGGAGAACCCCAGCAGAGCCUGGUGUCUGGAGGCCUGGCCCGGCCGAGCAAGGACCCUGCACCGUUUGCUCGCUGCCCCUGCCGCUCCCCAGAUGCCACAGCCCCCAGGGGCCCAGCCGCGCAGGCCUCCCACGGGAGAAGCCGUUGGUACUCUUGGCGGUGCUUCUGCUGUGCCGUUGCUGGUUUUCUGUGAGGAUGGCAUUAGAGGAGAGAUGUGGGGGUUUUCUGGGCCCCCGGGUGCGCCCUGCCUGUGGUUUCAGGGGCAGAGUCCCAGCCGGUGAAGCCUGCACGUUACCUCUGUUCAAAGCACUUCUUUUCAGGACUUGGGUAACGUUUGUUUUAAAAACAUUGGACGAUCCCCAAAAAUCCGAAGAAACACAUGGAAAUUGCUGCAAAUCCGUGCCUCGUGGCUUGCGGUGUUCCCCCUGGCCUGAGCUGGAGGAGGCCUGCUGCACUGGUGACGUCGGAUCGUGUUUUCCAAGGCUCCGCAGCCCCGGGCUUGGAUAUGACCCGUACAACCCCGAGCUGCCCAAGCCCCCCGUGCAGAGGGAGAAUGGCGCCCUGGGCAGCGGCGGGGAGCCCCGCUCGGACAUCCUGGAGCUGGAGCUGGUCAACCAGGCCAUCGAGGCGGUGCGCUCGGAGGUAGAGCUGGAGCAGCGGCGGUACCAGGAGCUCCUGGAGACGGCCCGCGAGCACCGCUCGGCCGAGGCCCCUGCCGUGGCACCCCGAGGCCCCGCCGCCAGUCCCGCCGCGGGCCUGGACGAGGACGCCUUCCCGCUGUCCUUCGAUUACAACCCUGGCGGCCGCCCGGGCCUGCUAAGCCCCGAUGCCGGCUACCAGCCCACUCCCCUGGCCACCGCCGCCGAGGCGGCCGGCAAGUACUCGCUGGCUGUGGAUCGCGCUCAGGGCCACGGCGGAGGGGCUGGCGGCGCCUUGGAGUACGUGCCCAAGGCUGUGAGCCAGCCCCAGCGGUACAGCCGCCCUGUCCCCAGCGGCAAGUACGUGGUGGAUGACUCCAAGCCGUCCACGGACCUGGAGUAUGACCCUCUGUCCAACUUCUCUGCCCGGCUGCUCAGCAGGGCCAGCUCCAAAGAUGACCGGGCCCCCAAGCGGCCCCGGGGCUCCCGGGGUAGCGAGCCCUACACGCCCGCCCUCAAGAAGCCCUGCGACCCCUUUGCCGGCUGCGACGCCAGGUUCUCAGACUCGGAUGAUGACGCCGCCGCUCCGGGUGAUGGGCCGGUCACCACGAGCCCCCCGCGAGCCCAGGCGGGCCCCGAGGGCAAGGCCCCCGGGAAGCCAGCCUCCAGGGAGGGCCAGGAGACCGAGGAGGGCAGCCUGCGCGAGACCAAGGAGAUGGCCGUGCAGUAUGACGUCGAGGACCUCGGGCAGCCCCCCAAGGGUCCCGGUGGGGAGCCCGGGGCCAAGCCUGUUUCCCCGGCCAGGGUCUCGCAGGACCCCAGCGGCCCCAAGGAGGGGAGACCCAAGAAGAAGAGAGGCGGGGCCCUGCCCGCCCCUGGCCGCAAGGACGGUGUCCGGAGGAAGGACCGGGGUAAAGAUGGAGAGCAGGGGCGGCCUGCCGGGAAACCCUGUGCAGACCGGCGGGGCGCGCGGGCCGGCAGCCCCCGGCACAGGGCCAAGCAGCCGGAAGGGACCAAGAAAAAGCCAUCUUCGGCCACCCCGGUGGCCAGCUCAGGGAACAGCCGGCCCGACCGCGGGGGUGCCCACCAGCUGCCAAGCAGGACGGGCGGGAAGACGCCGCCGGGGAAGCUGGCCGAGCGGAAGGCCCGCUCGCUGGACGAGGGUGCCUCCCGGGAUGCCCCCAAGCUGCAGAAGCGGGCGCUCAGCCACGCGGACCUCUUUGGGGACGAGAGUGAGGAUGAGGGCCUGGGCCCGGGGCCCGCGGCACCCCCCGCCCUGCCCUGCCUCAGCUCCAGCUCGGACUCGGACUCGGACUCGGACUCGGACUCGGACCGCAGCCUGGGCUGCUCCCCCGCUCAGGGGCCGCGCAAGCGCCUCAAGGCCCCGCAGCCCCCCUGUCCUGCCCCCGCCCCCGCCCCCGCCUCCCCCUCCGCCUCCUCCUCCUCCUCCGGGGCCGCCGGGGAUGUGGACUACUCAGCUUUGGAGAAGGAGGUCGACUUUGACUCCGACCCCCUGGAGGAGUGUCUGCGCAUCUUCAACGAGUCCACCAGUGUCAAGACAGAGGACAGAGGCCGGCGGGCCCGGCAGCCUCCCAAGGAAGAGAAGGUCGAAGCCCAGGGGCAUUCGGGCCUCACCACUCUGUUCCCGGGGCAGAAGCGGAGGAUUUCUCAUCUCUCCAAGCAAGGCAAGGAGGCAGAGCCCGGGAGGAGAGGCCCAGCGCCCCCUGCCCGGCCUCCCACCGCCCAGGAGGUGUGCUACCGGCGGGCCCAGCAGGCCCAGAGGGACUCCGCCGCCUGGCUCCAGGCCACCCAGCAGCCGGCCGAGAAGCCGUCGUCCUCCGUCCACAUCUCGGCCCCCGGCGAGAAGAGGAGGAUCGCCCACGUCCCCAACCCCCGCCUGGCUGCAGCCCCCACAGGUGCCAAGAGGACCCUCGCCGCCAGCAGCGGCCAGCCUCCCAAUGGCCCCGAACCGGACGGCCAGCCCCUGAAGGCGCGCACGCUGUCCGGCAUGGCGUCCAAGACCACCGCCACCGUCACCCCCAAGCGUGUUGCCCACAGCCCGUCUUUACAGAGUUUAAAGAAGCCCAUUAUCCCAAAAGAGUUUGGGGGCAAAGUCCCCACCGUCAUCCGCCAGCGGUAUCUCAACCUGUUUAUUGAGGAGUGUCUCAAAUUCUGCUCUUCAAACCAGGAAGCCGUAGAGAAGGCGCUGAACGAGGAGAAGGUGGCCUACGACCGCAGCCCCAGCAAGAACAUCUAUCUGAACGUAGCUGUGAAUACCCUCAAGAAGCUCCGGGGCCUGGUCCCCAGCUCCACACCUGGUCUCAACAGAACCAGCGGCCGGAGGGUUGUGUCCCACGAGAUGGUGCUGGGGGGCAAGUUGGCCACCAAAACCAGCUUCUCACUCAGCCGCCCGAGCAGCCCCCGGGUGGAGGAUCUGAAAGGGGCCGCCCUGUAUGGCCGCCUCAAGGAAUACCUGCUCACCGAGGACCAGCUCAAGGAGAACGGCUACCCCUUCCCUCACCCCGAGCGGCCGGGGGGCGCAGUCAUCUUCACAGCCGAGGACAAGAAGCCCAAGGACUCCGCCUGUAGAAUCUGCUGCCGCUGUGGCACCGAGUACCUCGUGUCCUCAUCCGGCCGCUGCGUGCGCGAAGAGGAGUGUUACUACCACUGGGGGCGGCUCCGCCGGAACCGAGUGGCUGGCGGCUGGGAGACUCAGUACACGUGCUGCUCGGCUGCCAUCGGCUCUGCCGGCUGUCAGGUCGCCAAGCAACACGUGCAGGACGGCCGGAAGGAGAACCUGGAAGGCUUUGUGAAAACUUUUGACAAAGAGCUUUCGGAAGAUGCUCACCCGGGCGUUUAUGCCCUUGACUGUGAAAUGUCCUACACCACAUAUGGCCUGGAGCUGACGCGCGUCACCGUGGUGGACACAGACAUGCGGGUGGUCUACGACACCUUUGUCAAGCCGGACAACGAGAUCGUCGACUACAACACCAGGUUUUCAGGGGUCACUGAGGCUGACCUUGUGGACACGAGCAUCUCGCUCCGGGAUGUCCAGGCCGUCCUGCUGAGCAUGUUCAGCGCUGACACCGUCCUCAUCGGACACAGCCUGGAGAGCGACCUGCUGGCCUUGAAGGUCAUUCACAGCACCGUGGUGGACACGUCCGUGCUCUUCCCGCACCGCCUGGGCCUCCCCUACAAGCGCUCCCUGCGGAACCUCAUGGCUGACUACCUCAGACGGAUCAUCCAGGACAAUGUGGACGGGCACAGCUCCAGCGAGGACGCCAGCGCCUGCAUGCACCUGGUGAUCUGGAAGAUCCGAGAAGACGCCAAGACCAAGCGGUGACCGCCGCCUGCCCGCCUCUCCCGCAGCCCCGGCCCGGCCUCUACCCCAGGCCUCUUCCAAAACAGUGCAAUAAAUCUCGAGAGCUAACCCUGUCCACGUCGCCGAGACAUGGAAACAGAGAGAGCGGGACGAGCCGGCGGCACAAGAGCCCCAAGCCGAGACCACCUGGAGCCCUGACACCCACCCCCCGCCUCCCGACCUGGCCCCCUUGCGCCGCCCCCGCCUCUCCCCCCACCCCCCCCCCCAACUCUGUCCUCCGGAGACUGCUGCUCAUUCCCAGACGGGACCGGGACAGACCCCACCCGGCACCCAGAGGGCCCUGCGGAGUCCCUGGCAGCCAGGCCUCCCGCCCCUGCCCCUUCUCCUGCCGGGCAGGCUUUUCACGGGUGUGUUUGAGACAGGGGUUGUCUUUUUUUAUUUUGUAUUGUUAUUUUUAUUAUUUGUAAUUUAAACCUGGCGAUUCGCACAGUUGUCUUUCCCCACCGGAAAAGGAAGACCCUGGUGCUGCCUUCCCCGUUGGGGGCGGGGGAGCGGGGCGGGGUGGGGAGAAGUCGGGGGGCCGGAAGCCGGCACCUUGGCAGCCACCAGGACGGAGAGUCCAGUCUGGCCCGGCCGAGCGGGUGGAAACUGGCCUCCCCAGACCCACCUGGACUCCGUGACCUCUGGGAACGAAGCCAGCCCCUCCGCCACCCCCCAGGGCCUCGCCUUCGGGACCCCUCCAGGGCCCACCAGCCUCUGGACCCUGUCUUCCUGCUGGAGCUCCGCCCUCCCCCCCCAGGGGCUGUCUGUAAAGGCCUGCAGCCCCCCCUAGGGCCCUGACCCCUGGUCCCCUGACCCGAGGCAGGAACAGAAUAAAUGUUUGUAUGGAUUUUA
This is a messenger RNA of Prionailurus viverrinus (fishing cat), 8035 nucleotides long. It is a transcript of the gene REXO1, whose product is annotated as RNA exonuclease 1 homolog. The transcript has 17 exons. Gene Ontology annotation, cellular component: nucleus. The coding region runs from base 3377 to 7162 and encodes 1261 amino acids. The record is from RefSeq and is a predicted model, not a curated record. NCBI's taxonomy places the organism in Eukaryota, Metazoa, Chordata, Mammalia, Carnivora, Felidae. Gene Ontology annotation, molecular function: nucleic acid binding; exonuclease activity.